GCAUAUGGUCAGACAGCUCGACGAGUGGAGGUCCUGCCAGUUGUAGGCGCUGUUCCAAGCAGGCUGCAAAACACCAAUUGAUUGUUUAUUUUGUGUUUGUUUACAUUUUCGAACAAAUGGCUUCCACUUUGCUAUCACCCAUGGUGGAUUAUUACAACGACGAGGAGGAACUGGACAGCGUGGACGACGACGAUGAUCGGAGUUUUAGAGGAAGAGAUUCGGAAGAAGACACUGAGGAUGCCAGUGAAACAGACCUUGCCAAGCAUGACGAGGAUGACUAUGUGGAAAUCAAAGAGCAGAUGUACCAAGACAAACUGGCCUCUCUGAAAAGACAGCUGCAGCAAUUACAAGAAGGUACACUGCAGGAGUAUCAGAAGAGGAUGAAGAAGCUGGACCAGCAGUAUAAAGAGAGACUCCGAAAUGCAGAUCUGUUCCUCCAGCUUGAGACAGAGCAGGUUGAGAGGAACUAUAUCAAGGAGAAGAAGGCAGCGGUGAAGGAGUUUGAUGAUAAAAAGGUUGAACUGAAGGAAAACCUAAUUGCAGAGCUGGAGGAGAAAAAGAAGAUGAUUGAGAACGAGAAAUUAACAAUGGAGCUGACAGGCGAUUCUAUGGAGGUAAAACCUAUCAUGACUCGGAAAUUAAGGAGGCGGCCUAACGAUCCCGUCCCGAUACCAGACAAACGAAGAAAACCUGCACCAGCUCAGCUAAAUUAUUUGUUAACAGACGAGCAGAUAAUGGAGGAUCUAAGAACACUUAAUAAGCUCAAGUCACCAAAACGGCCAGUGUCUCCUUCAUCUCCAGAGCACGUCCCCUCUGCUCCCAUGGAGAAUCCCUCCCAGCGUUACGAGGCUCGCAUCGAGGAGGGGAAACUUUACUACGACAAAAGAUGGUACCACAAGAGCCAGGCCAUCUACCUGGAGUCAAAGGACAACACAAAGAUUAGCUGCGUCAUCAGCUCAGUGGGCACCAAUGAGAUUUGGGUCAGAAAGACAAGCGACAGUACAAAGAUGAGGAUCUACCUGGGGCAGCUGCAGAGGGGAGCGUUCGUCAUCCGUCGACGAUCGGCUGCGUGAAACAUCGACUCAACCCCAUCUGUUUAUUUAUCAUCCAUCCACUGUUUCCCUAUUUGGUGCAUCUCAUUUGAGUUUAACAUGUGGCCUCUUUUUCAUAGCUCAUAUUCUUACAUACAGUUCCCUCUACUAUACAAACAUACACACAGGUACAGUCUUCCACGGCCAAAUUUUUCAAACAAACCAAUUACCAGUACAGUAAAUGCAGUCACAUACACUGUUUUCCAGCAUUAUUUGUCACUGUGUGGCAUGUGUGUGAAAGCAGUUACAUAUAAGCCCAUUUUGCCGUCAUCACAGACCUUUUCUAUAUCGUGCGGUUUUAUUUACAUUUAUUAUUAAAUUAUUUUGCUCAGCCAGCCUCAUGUUGACCCAUAGAAACCGACUUGAAGGCUUUCAGAUGUCUCACAGGUGUAAUGUGACCAAGCAGGUUCUAAAAAAAGCUGCUUCGAGUUUAACUGAAGAUCAUUAAACGGAAGCGGUCACGCCAUUUUCAAGAAUAUGUAUUUUGCACUGUCAUCAAGACACUGAGGCUGCUCGCUAUGCUGAUGGCUUUUACAUGUUUAAAUGUCCUGUGUGUUACACCUUUACGUUCUUAUUUGGAGGGGAUAAAAAAAGACACAUUUUGUUAGUUCACUGUUACUAUGUUUUUUGUCAUUUUAUAUGACCCUCUUCACAUGUGAACAAUCUGGGUGAGUUCAGCUCUAUUACAGUAAGAUUACUGUUAAUUUGUACUGUGUUCCAUUUUAUUAAAAUGCUUUCUGCCUUUAUUAUGUAAA
This is a messenger RNA of Acanthochromis polyacanthus (spiny chromis), 1846 nucleotides long. RefSeq names its product SDS3 homolog, SIN3A corepressor complex component (gene suds3). Bases 117 to 1073 code for a protein of 318 amino acids. The record is from RefSeq and is a predicted model, not a curated record. The transcript is spliced from 12 exons. Gene Ontology annotation, molecular function: histone deacetylase binding. Gene Ontology annotation, cellular component: Sin3-type complex. NCBI's taxonomy places the organism in Eukaryota, Metazoa, Chordata, Actinopteri, Pomacentridae. Gene Ontology annotation, biological process: negative regulation of transcription by RNA polymerase II.